Molecule: messenger RNA, 3185 nt
Organism: Chanos chanos (milkfish)
Lineage: Eukaryota; Metazoa; Chordata; Actinopteri; Gonorynchiformes; Chanidae
Gene: rfx1a
Product: regulatory factor X, 1a (influences HLA class II expression)
Exons: 18
Coding region: 64-2802 (912 amino acids)
Biological process (GO): regulation of transcription by RNA polymerase II
Cellular component (GO): nucleus
Molecular function (GO): RNA polymerase II cis-regulatory region sequence-specific DNA binding; DNA-binding transcription factor activity, RNA polymerase II-specific
Source: RefSeq, a predicted model, not a curated record
AAAAACAAAAAAUACUGUUGGGAAAUUCAGUCGGAAUCAGAGUGACAAGUCUAGACUAUCUUCAUGGCAACUCCAGCCUAUGUGGGGGAGCUGCAGCAGACCUCCCAGCCUCAAGCGGGCGCUGUGACAGUGACUACAGGGCAGGCUCCUGCAGCUGCAGCCCCACAGCAGUUCCUGACAGAGCUACAGACGACUGUAGCUUCAGCCUCGACUGCACCAUCUGCAGAGCAAACCACACCCUCUCCUGCACAAGCACAGAAGACCACAACAGUUGUUGCUCAGACCACACCCCCACAAGCCCCACCCACCCAAACACAGUAUGUCACAGCUGAGAUUCAGAGUUCGCCGACGCAAUCUGGCAAUGCCCAGAGCACACCACAGUACAUCGUUGUCACGGUUACUGAGGGUUCUCUCCAGUCCAGUGAUUCUGUAUCUGACUCUAGUCCUCCACCAGCUGUCGUGCAGACUGGAGUUCCCACACAGGUUGUUCAACAGGUGCAGACAGCCCAGCAGCGUUCAGUCGUUCAAACUGCAUCUCAGCCAGUGAAGACGGAGCAAACCGCUCAACUGGGUGUUACCAACUUACAGUCAGUACACCUGACCCAAGAGGUGCAGCAGCAGCUCCAGCAGGUUCCAGUUCAGCAUGUGUACACUAAUCAGGUGCAGUAUGUUGAGGGAGAUGGAGAAUCCAACUACACUACCAGCACCAUACGAACGGGCACUUUCCCAUACUCCGAGACACCUCUUUACACCCAAACCACUGCCGCACCUUACUACGAAACUACAUCUGCGUCGGGCGCUCAAGUUACAACACCCGGUACCCCGCUCACUGUCUCCGUGACAACCGGCUCCGCCGGAGUGUCCAUGUUUGUGGCUGGGACGGGGCAGAUCGUGGCAAAUUCCGCUUCGGUUUCAGGAGCCACUACAUCAGCGACGGCUGCCGCCGCGGCAAACGGCUCCGGGGAAGGAAGCGGCACUAACGGGGGAAGCGGCGGGAGCAGCUACGUGAUUCAGGGCAGCUAUAUGUUAGGCAGCAGCAGCAGCAGCGGUGGAAGUACCAACAGCCAAAGCUACACUCACAAUGCUCGCGCCUCCCCGGCCACUGUGAGUAUUAGCGAGGGAGAAGAGAAUAGCGUGCCGUCGGCAGACAAAAAGCUCUCCUCUGGUCCUCAGGUCCAGUGGUUGUUGGAUAACUAUGAGACAGCAGAAGGGGUGAGUUUGCCGCGCUCCACUCUCUACUGUCAUUACCUACUGCACUGCCAGGAACAGAAACUAGAGCCGGUUAACGCCGCGUCGUUCGGCAAACUCAUCCGCUCUGUCUUCAUGGGGCUAAGGACGCGACGCCUGGGAACGCGAGGGAACUCCAAGUACCAUUACUAUGGACUUAGGAUCAAAGCCAGCUCCUCUCUGGUCAGACUAAUGGAAGACCAACAGCAUUUGGCUAUGAGGCAACAGCCUUUCUCACAAAAACAGAGGUUGAAGCCCGUACAGAAAGUAGAGGGGAUGACCAAUGGGAUGUCUUCGGGGGCGGGGCAGCAGCAACAGCAGCAGGGUUCAAGUACAUCUGACAUCAGUGCUCAAGUGCAGCAUUACCAGCAGUUCUUGGAUGCAUCUCGCGCUCUCCCAGACUUCCCUGAUAUAGAGUUACAGGGGAAACCUCUUCCAGAAGGCAUAGAGUUGGACCACAUCAAGAGUUUCCAGCUGCUCUAUAGGGAACAUUGUGAGGCUAUUCUGGAUGUGAUGGUGAAUUUGCAGUUCACUUUGGUGGAGACGCUGUGGAAGACAUUCUGGAGGUUCAGCGAGAGCCAAUCAGGCGACACGGGAACACUGGCCGUACACAAUGAGUCAGAGAAGCGUCUGCCCAAAUCGUGCCUGGUUCUGCUGUGUAAGUAUGAUCCAGUCCUGCGCUGGAGUCGUGACUGCGACAACACACUGUACCAGAGCCUAGUGGAGAUCCUCAUCCCAGACGUACUGAGACCCAUACCCAGUGCCUUAACUCAAGCCAUCCGUAACUUUGCUAAGAGUCUGGAGAGCUGGCUCACUAACGCCAUGAUGAACAUUCCGGAAGAGAUGGUCCGCAUCAAGGUGACGUGCGCGAACGCGUUUGCCCAGACUUUGCGUCGGUACACCUCUCUGAACCACCUGGCCCAGGCCGCCCGGGCCGUGCUCCAGAACACGGCUCAGAUCAACCAGAUGCUCAGCGAUCUCAACCGCGUCGAUUUCGCCAACGUACAGGAGCAGGCCUCGUGGGUGUGUCGUUGUGAAGACAGGGUGGUACAAAGGUUGGAACAGGACUUUAAAGUCACUCUUCAGCAGCAGAAUUCUUUAGAACAGUGGGCUGCCUGGCUUGACGGUGUUGUCUCCCAGGUCCUAAAGCCCUACCAGUCCAGUGCUGCCUUCCCAAAGGCAGCUAAACUCUUCCUGCUAAAAUGGUCUUUCUACAGCUCCAUGGUGAUCAGGGAUCUGACCUUGCGCAGUGCGGCCAGUUUUGGGUCUUUCCAUCUGAUCAGACUCCUGUAUGAUGAAUACAUGUAUUACCUCAUUGAACACAGAGUCGCCCAGGCUAAAGGAGAAACACCUAUCGCUGUUAUGGGAGAGUUUGCCAGUUUGGGCCGCAGUUUGAACCCACUGGACCCUGACAAAGAAGAAGAGGAGGAGGAAGAAGAGGAGAGCGAUGAAGAUCAGGAACUGUCUAUGCCCUCUGAUGCUGUUGGGCUUGGGGAGGAGUCUUUGGAGCCUCCCGCCAAACUGGCCCGAACAGACCAGAGAGUUCUGUUUAGCACUGGAUCUACAGAGAACUGAAAUAACAACACGCGCACACACGCACACACACACACACACACACACACACUUAUACAGAGAUACAUGCACAUAUGCACACCUACAAAGGUUAAAUGCACAUAUACUUGAACAUGCUCACUAACGCAUACACAACACUUUUGAACAGACGCAUAAACACACAUGCACAAACACAUGCACGGGCGCACACACUUAAACACACGCACAGAUUAUCGCAGUACUCACAUACUGUGUGCUGCUGCACAUGUUCGCACGCAUUCGAGCGCACACACACAUACAUUCAGACACGCUGAUACACACAAGGACACUAAGAGCCUUGGAUAUGAGCACAUAGCACAUCAUCAAAUGAAACUUCAGCAUGGAAACACUCUCACACACACACACAC